Molecule: messenger RNA, 1772 nt
Organism: Gossypium raimondii (Peruvian cotton)
Lineage: Eukaryota; Viridiplantae; Streptophyta; Magnoliopsida; Malvales; Malvaceae
Product: peptide chain release factor PrfB1, chloroplastic
Exons: 7
Coding region: 150-1541 (463 amino acids)
Biological process (GO): translational termination
Cellular component (GO): cytoplasm
Molecular function (GO): translation release factor activity, codon specific
Source: RefSeq, a predicted model, not a curated record
GAAACCUGCCUUUUACCGUUAUGGAGCUUACAGGGGUGGUCUUGCUCCCUCUCUUUCUCUAUCCAUUUGCGAUUCUAACAUACCACCGUUGAAACAAAGCAAGUGAUGACAUUCCACUGCUAAAUUCUAUUUUCCUCAAUAACCCCAAAAUGGAUGCCAUUUUAAACCCUCUUUUAAGCUCACCCACCAUUCUAAAACCCACAAAUCCAUUCUCUUUGUCGAACGUCAACAAAGCUCCAUUUUUGCUAUCACUGACUCAUUUCACGACCACUUCGUUUCCUUUUUCUGCAAUUCUCUCUACCCCUCCUCCCCGUUUCACUUCUUCUGUUACAUAUGCAACUUCGGAUAGCCAAUUAAGUGAAGGAGUAGAAACCAGUACAAGAGAAUGGGUAAUGCAAGAUUUUUAUGCUCUAAGGAAAGAUGUUGAAACGGCCUCAGAACGCGUUAAUGAGAUUAGAACAUCUGCUGGUAUGCAGCAAUUAGAAAAGGAACUCGUGGUUCUGGAAUCAAAAACAGCUGAUAGCUCAUUUUGGGAUGAUCGUGCCAAAGCUCAAGAAACUCUUUUGGCAUUGACUGAUGUCAAAGACAAAAUAAAUUUACUCAAUGAAUUUAAAACGAAGGUUGAAGAUGCUGAAACUAUAGUUAAUCUAACAGAGGAGAUGGACUCCAUAGAUGCUGCACUUCUAGAAGAGGCUGUCAAUGUGAUUAACGAUCUAAAUAAGGCAUUGGACAGAUUCGAGUUAACUCAACUUCUUUCUGGUCCAUAUGACAAAGAAGGUGCAGUCAUCUCUAUAACUGCUGGUGCUGGAGGCACCGAUGCACAGGACUGGGCUGACAUGCUUCUCAGGAUGUACACGAGAUGGGGAGAGAAACAGAAAUAUAAGACAAGAGUUGUUGAAAAGUCAUUGGGAGAGGAAGCCGGGAUUAAGUCGGUCACAAUUGAAGUUGAAGGCAGAUAUGCUUAUGGCUAUCUAUCUGGAGAGAAAGGGACUCAUCGUAUAGUACGACAGUCUCCUUUCAAUGCUAAAGGUCUUCGUCAGACAAGCUUUUCCGGUGUUGAAGUAAUGCCUCUUCUCCCUGAAGAUUCGGUAGAUGUUGAAUUACCUGAGGAAGACCUUGAAAUUUCAUUUUCAAGGGCAGGAGGGAAAGGAGGUCAGAAUGUGAACAAGGUUGAAACCGCCGUUCGGAUUACUCACAUCCCGACUGGUGUUACCGUUCGUUGCACAGAAGAGAGAUCGCAGCUAGCUAACAAGAUCAAGGCUCUUACCAGAUUAAAAGCCAAGUUAUUAGUGAUAGCCGAGGAGCAACGUGCAUCCGAAAUCAAGCAAAUAAGGGGAGAUGCAGUGAAGGCCGAGUGGGGGCAGCAGAUACGAAACUAUGUAUUCCAUCCUUACAAACUGGUGAAAGAUGUUCGGACUGGGUUCGAGACUUCGGAUAUUGUAUCGGUGAUGGAUGGUGAAUUGGAUGCCUUCAUCAAAGCUUACCUUAAAUAUAAACACAGUAUCAAUGCAUCUGCAACUGCAACUACAACAGGGGCCUAAUUAAAGAGUUUUGUGAUUCAUGAUUAACUUAUAUAAUACCCUUUUUGUGUAUGUAGGCUCAAAUUCUUUGAAUUAUUUACGAAUAACAGCGGCUCGGAUAUUUGUAAUUUUUUAAAUUUUCGGAACGGCUUAAUUGAUUUGUUAUCCGAGUCCAUUCAUCUGCUAACCAUUCGAAUAGUACCAUAUGAAUCUUAUUUAAUUUGUUGGAUAUAUGAAUAUGCUUAUUAGUCA